UGGAGCGCUAGUGUCGCUCCAGCUGUGAAACGGUAACAAGUAACAACUUUUAACAGCAGUGCCGUUUAAUGGGACACUGUGUCACAUUACAAAUGUAAACCGUGGAGAUAAAUAAGCAAAGGGGCUAAUAACUGCAGUAAUGGACCACCAGAAAACUAUUCGGAUAAAAGAUGAAACAAAUGAAACAGCAGGUUCACCAGGCUCCAUUGUCCAGGUAUACCACUCCAGUGUGGAAAUAAAGGAAGAAUGGCAGGAGACUGGGAAUCAAGAGUUACUUCAAGAUCCAUUAAGAAUUGAAGAUCCAUGUUAUGGCAUAAAGGAAGAGCCAGGACUAAAACUGAAUGAGAGACUCUCUGAGCAUAAUAUAUUCAGCGAUCCCAAAUAUGAUCCUCUGGGAGUAAAGACAGAGGAGGGCUCAGCAUUUGAGAAUGAUUGUCUUGAUGAUUACGAUCCAUUGAGCAUAACAGAUGAUGCGUGUCUUGAAGAUAACUUGGGAAUCUCUCAUCCAAAUGAUUUUAUCAAGGAGGAUCCUGAACUAAAUUUGGAGGUGGCAGCCUCAAUAAGAAAUGCAUCUGAUAGUUUAAGGUUCAUUCAAAGUGCUGGUGACAGCUGUGACAUUUCAUAUCAAGAAACAUUACAUCAAGGAGUAGUCAAUGACAAGCUGGAGAUAUAUGCAGAGAAGUCAACAGAUUUCAGUGUGUCUCACAACUAUACCAAAAUACAGACUUCACAAGAAGACGGCUUAUGUGGCACAAGAUUAAGUUGUAGCAUCAGGGGAAAGGAAUUCCAUAAGUUUAACUGUAGUUUCUGCCUACAGAGCUUCCCUUCAAAAUACAGACUCAUAAUGCAUAUCUUCAUCCACAUUGACGGUGUGCAGGCACCUGCAUUUGUGUGUAAGUCAUGUGGUGAGGUAUUGCCCUCUGAUGACUGCUUGAAAGAACAUUUGAGAAUGAUGGAGGGUGACCAAGCAUUAUCUGCUACCAACAGUGAGAAACUUGAAUGCAGUGAUGAUCAUGAAAACAAUAUCUCCUUCGACUGUGUACAAGAAGGAAUUGUGGAACAGACUGCAGAGCCCCCUUCAUACAAGGUACCCAGGAAAACCUUCAAAAAAUCCUUUAAUGACAUAUGUAACACACAUACUGUGAAACAAGCUGAAGAGAAACUCAAAAGAUGUAAUGACUGUGGAAUUUCAUGUACAAGCGACCAUGCUCAUGUCCAUACUGUGCUAAGUGCAAACGGACAUCACAAAUGUGAUGUUUGUGGUAAAAUGUUUACUCUGUUAGGCAAUCUUAAGAAACAUCGCCUAGUACACACUGGAGAGAGACCCCACGAAUGCAAUGUUUGUGGAAAAUCGUUUGCUGUAAUGAGCUAUCUCAAGAAACAUGAAAUAAUACACACUGGACAGAGACCACACAAAUGCAAUGUUUGUGGAAAAUCGUUUGCUGUAAUGAGCUAUCUCAAGAAACAUGAAAUAAUACACACUGGACAGAGACCACACAAAUGCGGUGUCUGUGGAAAAUCAUUUACACACUCGAGCAGUCUCAAGUCCCAUAGUUUAAGACACACAGGAAAGAGACUACACAAAUGCGAUGUGUGUGCAAAAUCGUUUACUGAAAGGGGCGAUCUCAAGAAACAUGAAAUAAUACACACUGGACAGAGACCACACAAAUGCGGUGUCUGUGGAAAAUCAUUUACUCACUCGAGCAGUCUCAAGUCCCAUAUUAUAAGACACACAGGAAAGAGACUACACAAAUGCGAUGUGUGUGCAAAAUCGUUUACUGAAAGGGGCGAUCUCAAGAAACAUGAAUUAAUACACACUGGACAGAGACCACACAAAUGCGAUGUCUGUGGAAAAUCAUUUACUCAGUCGGUACAUCUCAAGACCCAUGAAUUAAUUCACACUGGACGGAGACCACACAGUUGCAAUGUCUGUGGGAAAUCAUUUACUCAGUCGAGCAGUCUAAAGACACAUGAAUUAAUACACACUGGACAGAGACCCCACAAAUGUGAUACUUGUGGUAAAUUAUUUAAUGCAUUGAGUAAUCGCAAGGCCCAGAAGAUAAUACACAGUGGAAAGAGACCCUACAAAUGUAGUAUUUGUGGAAAAUCUUUUAUUCAUUGGGGCAGUCUCAAGAAACAUGAAUUAAUACACACUGGACAGAGACCACACAAAUGCGAUGUCUGUGGAAAAUCAUUUACUCAGUCGGGAAAUCUCAAGACCCAUGUAUUAAUUCACACUGGACGGAGACCACACAGUUGCAAUGCCUGUGGAAAAUCAUUUACUCAGUUGGUCAAUCUCAAGACUCACCUGUUAAUACACACAGCAAAGAGACCACACAAAUGCGAUGUGUGUGGAAAAUCGUCUACGCGGUCGGGCUAUCUCAACAGCCACGUUUUAAUACACACAUGAGAUGACACCACAAAUGUGAUACUUGUGGUAAAUUAUUUAAUGUAUUGAGUAAUCUCAAGACCCACAAGUUAAUACACAGUGGAAAGAGACCCUACAAAUGUAGUAUUUGUGGAAAAUCUUUUACUCAUUGGGGCAGUCACAGGAAACACAAAUUAAUACACACUACAUAGAGACCACUCAAAGUAUUGUUGAGGUCUGUAGACCUACACAUGUUGAUAGAAGACCACACGUGUUUUAUGAAAAUUGUUCGCAUGUGCUACAGAGAGGUCACAAAAAAUAUGACAAAUCCAUUUCCGCAGCUUCACAUUCGAAGAAGUUACAUACAAAAUACAACAUAUGAAGCACACAAUUCUGAUUUUUUGUUGCAAAUGCUCCAUGCUUUAAUUGUUCAGGCUACCCAAAAUCUGUCUCCACAGAUUGCCAUCUAUCCCAUUUUACAGAGCAGCUAGGUUCUGAUUUGCUUGUUCUAGAUAAUGGAUGGGCAUCCGACAACCUUUGUCAACUUGUGGUUUCACCAUCUUUCAACAAUGUUCCAUAGAGGCUGAUGGUAGAAGCAUCUGCACAGCCAACCACAUUCGCUUACCCAGGCACCAGGCAAAACCAUCUGCUCUUUGGCAAAGUUAUUUAUGCCAUUUUUUUUCAAACUGUCACUAGAAUGAUAACCACUCAUUUCUGGUUGUACAGUUUCAUUACUACGUGACAUAGCCACAAUGAUGCUGGGUAGCAAACACUCCUCCUACGGAAGUGGAUUCAGUGAUUUGGAUUAACAGUGUAUCUUCACAAAAAAGGCCUUUUGGUAAAUUGUGUAGUAAUUCAAUUUUUCUGCUUUGUUAAAUUUUAUGUCAAUACACUAUUGUCAGUUCAAGUGCCGUAUUUAUUGUGAAAAAUUUUUGUAUUACAAAGCUCUGUACAUUAAUUUUAUGCAUCAAAUCUUUUAAUUAUUUGUCUGUUUUUAAAUACCAUGUAACUACUGUACAAACAUCAGUGGCAAAACUGUCAUCAUGUAGUGUCAGAUUAUAAUUCCGAUUGUUUGUAGAAACACAAGGACAGUUGAAAGAGCUCAGUGUGAUUUCUAGGUUAUGAAUUUAAUCCAAAUGCAUGAUUUUUAUUGUAAUAAGUUAAUUUAUCACAUGUACUUUCUUUCUAAUUGCUUUGUUUCAAUUUGAUUUUUAGUUGUCUUUUUAUCUGUUUUAAACAUGAUUUCAUAGUGUAUAUUUUCCAUAAUUUCUCUGAGUAAA
This is a messenger RNA of Schistocerca nitens (vagrant locust), 3648 nucleotides long. RefSeq names its product zinc finger protein ZFP2-like. The transcript has 9 exons. The coding region runs from base 140 to 2410 and encodes 756 amino acids. The record is from RefSeq and is a predicted model, not a curated record. Gene Ontology annotation, molecular function: RNA polymerase II transcription regulatory region sequence-specific DNA binding; DNA-binding transcription factor activity, RNA polymerase II-specific. Gene Ontology annotation, cellular component: nucleus. Gene Ontology annotation, biological process: regulation of transcription by RNA polymerase II. NCBI's taxonomy places the organism in Eukaryota, Metazoa, Arthropoda, Insecta, Orthoptera, Acrididae.